UUAGACGGUGAUGAUCCGAUGAAGAGAGAUAGGCUCAUGAGAAGCUCAUCUUCGGUCUGACGGCGGCGCAUCCUCGAGCUGUUUCAGUUUGGAACGCAAGGAUACAGGUUAAGGAGCAUUCUCACGGCUGAUCCGUUCCGUUCGAUUAGACGGUGAUGAUCCAAGGAAUAGAUUGACUCGUGAGAGGCUCGUCUUCGCGCGCGCGCGCUCGUCGACUACCGUCUUCCCCCGAACACAGCGCAGCCUCAUUUUGGCUGUAUAUGGCCGGAAAUAUAGCUCGUAUACGGUCAUUUUUAGGGUGCGUUAUGUUCGGGGGAAGACGGUAGCACAUCGCGCUUGCCGUUCAGCUGUCAACUCUCUCGCUUCCAGGCGCGGUAUUGGCGUGUGCUCUCUCUCUCCCUACGUACAACUCGUUCUCGUGGAGCAUGUUAUUGCGAUUAUGUACAUCGCAGCUGUGAUAUGCCUGAUCUUCACUGUAUACUAUGUAUAUUCGACGAGAUGGAAAACACGAAAAGGACAAGAUUGCAAGGAGAAGAGUGUGGAUGUCUCAGAUGCAGAUAACCAGGAAGAAUCUGGUCGGGAUGGCGAGAAGGGAACGAUGCAAGAUCUCAUUGGAGGGGACCUUGGCCCAUCUGCACGCCGGACUGCUACCUCGUUGGCUGCGCCCCUUGGCUCCGCCUUCGCAACAUUCUUGGCAGAGGUGAGCGGGAAAGAAGCGUUGAACUCCGUGCGUGUGCCACGUCAGACACAGUGCCACGUAAGCAGUGCCACGUCAGACACAGUGCCACGUCAGCAGUGCCACGUCAGACACAGUGCCAUGUCAGCAGUGCCAUGUCAGACACAGUGCCACGUCAGCAGUGCCACGUCAGCAGUGCCACGUCAGCAGUGCCCCGCCACCAUGACGGGCGCAGCUUUGGGCAUGUCAGGCCAACUGGCCAAUGAGUCCAUUGCCGACUACAAAAAGUGCUUCCAGGCUCAGCUCGUUGCAAUCGAGGCUGAGGAACAACGCCAGCUGGCAGUCAAGGCUGCCCAGCUACAGGCUGAAGAAGCGGCAACAACAGAGAAGCUGCGGCUUCAGGCCGAAGCAGACGCAGAUACCCAGGCUCGCCGCAAGGAAGCCCAGGAUCUGCUGCUGCGGCAUGAAGCCAACAACAUCGACAGACUCAAGUUCUGGCACUUUGAACCGAACGGCGACGAACCAACAUCGGAAGAGAAGCAUAAGGAGUUCAUGGCCAAGCUCGUGACCAGGCUGGUUUACACAUGUAACCACCUGCAGUCCGAGCUGGCAAACCUUCAGCGGGCUGUGCGGAACCAUAAGACUCAGCAUGAGGAUGCCACACGGGCACUAGACGCCCGUGGCUGCUGUCCAGCCGCAAAGCAACAACAAGUCCCGCAACAAUGGGAAGGCGAAAUCCGCAUCGCACGCCGGAAAUGGACAACCAGUACAAGUUCCAUGGGUCAAGUUCGGCUAGACCGAGGCGGAGUACAAAGUCCGCGGCCGCUACGGCAGCUGCUAUUGGUGCAACAGCACCAAGCACAAGACCUCCCUGUGCCAGGAUCAGGGCAAGGAGGAUGUGCGACCCCGCCUCAGCUUGGGAAAUUGAGCUCCGCGGAAGGUGAGGUGACUCCACCUUCCACUCCGCCAGAUUCGGCCGCCUUGCUAGCAGUCUCCUGCACAUCUGGGGAGGACGCGAAUGUCGCAAGUUCUCAUUACUCUUACGAGGACUAUGCUGUCUACUUGGUUCCACCGCUGGACCAGCCGCUCCACGUGCAACAGUCCACCGCRUGCACGGUUUCAUCACCAUCGGCAACCGAUUCGGCACCUUYGCCGCAAUCUAUCGCCGGGGAUUCGACGUCAUGGUCAAGACUUGAUGAGCUCGACCCGUUGACGUUCACGGACUUCCAGUGGAUGCCCAUUCCCUCGACCGGACGAUUGCCGAAACCGCAUUGCAAUGGGCUCAUGGCACAACUGCGGGACUACUUGCACACUGCAGUACCAGCUCCGUUGAUGGACGGCGGAGUAAAGGUUGUCAACCUUCACGAGUACAUCGCGAAGAUUGACCGCGAGUUCAAGACGCAACGGUAUGACGACAUCGACGCACCAUUGCUAUACAUACGUAUUCAGAUUGGUGAGGCGACCUGCAGUGCCUUGAUCGAUUGCGGAGCAUCUCGCAACUACAUCAGCUAGGACUUCAUGGUGCGCGCCGGCCUUGGCCCACGUGUCCGGAGGAAGUCCCAGCCUA
Messenger RNA from Chara braunii, 2243 nucleotides. The record is from the annotation of a GenBank genome assembly. Lineage: Eukaryota; Viridiplantae; Streptophyta; Charophyceae; Charales; Characeae.